Messenger RNA from Calliphora vicina (urban bluebottle blowfly), 1558 nucleotides. RefSeq names its product prestalk protein. The transcript is spliced from 4 exons. The coding region runs from base 85 to 1461 and encodes 458 amino acids. The record is from RefSeq and is a predicted model, not a curated record. NCBI's taxonomy places the organism in Eukaryota, Metazoa, Arthropoda, Insecta, Diptera, Calliphoridae.
CAUCGUUAUUUUAAGCGGUAAAAAUAUUAAAACGAAAAGUGUAAAAAGUUAUUAUAGAAUAAAAGUUAAAAGAGGGGGAAAAACAUGAUGUUUUUAAGAGAAAAGUAUGCAAAAUAUAUUUGUUUAAUUGCAAUAGUUUUAAUGCAAUUGAGUGUUUCAAAUGCGGACCCAAUUUCAUGUGUACAAUGUGGAGUCGCUGCAAAAUGUAGUACAAAUCUUGGAGAAACAGCUCAAGCAUGUCCCACUGAUGCAAAUACAUAUACAAAAUGUUUUACACAAAUUGAUACCAGUGGAAACAUUGUAAGGGGCUGCAAAACAGCCGAAGAAGCCACAGCUUGCACAGCCGAAAAUAAUUGUGUCCUCACUGAUGCUGGUAAAAACAAUCAACUUAUUUGCAAAAAAUGCGAUGGUACCGACGAAAAGUGUUCACAAACCGAUAUGACCGCCAACGAUCUUAAGUACAAUCAAAUCUGUGCUGAGGGUGUAAAGAAAUGUAUUAAGAAGGUGGCUAAUAAACUAGUUGUUAGAAGCUGUGCCAGUGACAGCGAUAUUACACAAUGUACCGAUGCAAAUACCUGUGAGACGUGUGACAGCGUCAACUGUAACACUGGCAUCUUCCCCACGAAGCGCAUCAACUGUUAUCAGUGCACUGGCAGCAGCUGUACGGAUGUGGCAACGAAUAGUUUAGUUUCCAAGCCCUGUCCCAAUUACGAAGACAAAGACCAAUGUUAUACCAAGGGCAAGAGUGAGACUGACAUGACACGUGGCUGCAAGUCCGAUACCAAGGACAAUCAAUGUACGGCCACUGGUGAAGGUUGCGUCUUUUGCUCUUCGGAUAAUUGCAAUAAUUUAAAGUAUAAAUAUGAUCAAGUGCUCAAGUGCCAUCAGUGCUCCAGCAACGAUGCAACAAAUGACUGUUUUAAGCAGCAAACUGGCCAGGAAUUUAAGAAUUGCGAAAAACAAAUUCUCUACAGUGACACCGAAUAUUGUUACACUCAACUGACUAGCGAUACAAUUAAUCGAGGUUGUCUGCACGAUAAUGCCGAUCUAACGCUCGACAACUGCAAAGAUGGCGAUAGUGCUACUUGCAACAAAUGCAAUAAUGCCAAUGGUUGCAAUAGCAAAGCACAAACAAUAGAAUUUACUUGCAUUGUGUGCCGCAGUGAUUUGAAUGAAAAGUGUUGGGAUGAUGCAGAUACCCUUACAGGUCAAAAGUGUCGCACCAGCACUAGUUCAGCGGCGGAAGGUUGUUUCCAUGGAAUUUGGAAUGGUGUGGCCAUUCGUGGUUGUAUGGUUGAUGCCUCCAAACAAAAUCAGCAAGUCUGUAAAGAUAAAAGUAAUCUUCAGUGUAAUGAUUGCUAUAAAAAGGACUGUAAUAAUCUUAAAUCUGGGGCUGCUCAACACGGUGUACAAUUUGCUUUAUUGCUAAUUGUUCUAACAACAUUGUGGAAUUUUAAAUAAAAUCUGAACAUUUUGAAUGCAGCUUUUCUUAUUUAAUCAUUAUUAUUUAAUAGAGUUUUCAAAAAUACAUAAAUAAACAAAGAAUUAAAUGUAUGAA